AUGAUUAUUAGUCCUAUCAUCACUUAUGGCGCAAUCGUCUGGUGGUCAAGGACUAGAUUGAGCUCCGCAAGGUCUAAUCUUAACAGACUACAAGGAAUGGUCUGUGUAGCCCUGUCAGGCUGUCUCAGGACCACUCCUACAGCUGCUCUAGAGAGCUUACUUGGGUUUCUUCCAUUGAACUUACGCGUUGAAGUUGAAGCUCAGACAGGCGUAAAGCGUCUUAUGUACCUUGGCCUAUGGAAAGAGAAUUCCAAACACUUGUCAUGGGGACAUCUUGUUUCACAAGUGAAGGAUUUAUCCUCUUUUAUUAUGCCUAGUGAUUUUAUGUCACUAAGAUAUGCUUUUCACAAGCCCUUCAAGAUCCAUUUUCCUACUAGAGAUGAAUGGUUCAAUUCUCCUCGGUGGCUUAAAGGCAAAUGCCUGAUAUGGUACACUGAUGGGUCAAAGAUUGGUGCCAAAUCAGGAGCAGGAAUUUACUGCUCCAAUGAUGGUACCAAACUUCACUUUCCCCUGGGAAAUUAUGCCACCGUUUUUCAGGCUGAGGUCUAUGCCAUUAUCUUGUGCUGCAAGUUAUGCAUAGACAAAGGAUAUCAAAAUACGACUAUCCGCAUCUGUUCUGACAGUCAGGCUGCUCUCCUAUCACUGUCAAGGUGUAAAUUCACCUCUUUGUUAGUGUGGGAAUGCUUCUCGGUCCUCUGUGACCUGUCCGCUCAUAACAAGGUAUCCCUGCAUUGGGUACCUGGACAUAUGGGUAUUGGUGGAAAUGAGCUAGCUGAUGAAGCAGCACAGGCUGGCUCUAAUGCAAUUUUUUGGGGCCCUGGACCUGCGCUGGGAAUUUCUCCCUCCUCAUUUAGGGCAACCAUUUUCAAACUCUACGGCAAGAUUGCCCAUGAACAAUGGCGCGCUGCUGACGGUCAGAGACAAGCUAAGGAGCUGAAUCGAGAGACUGUCCUAGUGUACGUCAAAAGAAGCUCUUAA
This is a messenger RNA of Parasteatoda tepidariorum (common house spider), 978 nucleotides long. RefSeq lists its product as uncharacterized. The record is from RefSeq and is a predicted model, not a curated record. Lineage: Eukaryota; Metazoa; Arthropoda; Arachnida; Araneae; Theridiidae.